GCAGAGUGAGCUGCCAGAGUCUGCCACACCUUAGUCAGGCACCAGACACCAGCGUUCAGUUUGAAAGCAUCAGCAAUAGCGGCAAGUCCUGUGUGUGGUGUGUUCGUGGCAAGCACAGUCCUCUAGUAGCAGCAACGUGCCAUGGCAGAAGACUCGUCCUUCAUCUGGCUCCGGCCAGCCACUGAAAUCGAGGAACUAAUGGACUGCGCUAACAAGAAAGGAUUUGUCGUCACCGUGUAUGGGCUGACGCUGCGCACCAGUGCUCCUCUCACUGACAGUCAGAUCGAAAAAACGCUUCAUCACCUUUUCAGGAAAGUGCCCUGCCUGAGGACGUGCUUCAGGAAGCGCGGGGACACCCUGUGGGCGUGUGACAUGAACCGCGAGCAGCUCGAUUUCCAGGUUAUGGACACGCAGGAGUUAGUGCCGGCUGUGGAAGCGUUGUUUCAUUACCACUUUCCCACCACCGAGGGUCCAUUGUGGUGCGCGCGCCUCCUUCCUGCUGGAACCCCUGGCUGCUGUUCUCGACCGGAUCUGGUGGCUGCCUUCCCCUACAGCCGCACACUACUGCUGGCCAACCAUCACGGCAUCGCUGACGGCACAACAAACAUGUUUGUGACUGACGCAUUCCUCCGUGUGUUGGACGACGUGCUCGCCAGCAAGCCCGUGGACGACACAACGCAACUUGGUAGGUUGACAACCGGGGAGGAGACCAAAGCUUUACUGACGGCAAAAAUGCAGGAACUGACGAAGGAUCAAGAUCGCCUCAAGAAGUUGCAAAGGGACUUAGAAAAGGCACAUCAGUCAGAGAAACUUAUUCCACGUGUUUAUCCGAUGUUCAAACAUCCUAAAGCCAAGUUCCAGGCAGUUCUGCGGGAUCUAGAUAAGGAGAGUACCCAGAGCUUCAUCAGAAAGUGCAGGGAAGAGGGAGUCACGGUGAACAGUGGGCUGGCGGCGGUGUUCAGCGUAAGCCUCGUCGACUUCGUGCGGGAAGGAGGUCUGGAGCAGGACUUUUACUGCAUCAGAGAUCGGAUUCCAGUUAACAUGAGACGUUAUUGGCAAGGUGACACCUCCGGGACCUUAGGUGUUCACUGCAUGGUAUUGCAGAACACCGUCUCGACGCCAGCCAGUUGGCGGGACAACUUCUGGGGCUAUGCCAGAGGCAUACAUAAAAACAUUAUUCAAGCUAUUAAAAAAAACGACGCAUUGUUGCAAACCAUGGCAGUUAAGUCAGAUUGCAAUUUGGAGAAUGUCUUUGAAGAGCAGCCGACACCAGUGUGUGACUAUGGGAUGAGCAACAUGGGAAACUCAGACGGCCUCAUACAGACGGAGGGUCAGCACGUACGGCUGGUGCAUCUGGUCACGGCCACCUCGUGCUGGAACAGUCCCACGUACCACAUGUUGCACACACUACGUGGCUGUCUCAUGUACAGCUUUCUCUACAACAGCGACAUCCUCACGCGGGGAAAUGCCCAGAAACUGGUGGAUAAGACCUUUGAAAACCUGAUGGCCGUGACGAAGAUGUGAACAUUAACACUUCAGUGACGCUCAGCUGUUCCCCUCUUAUACACUGAAUAUCCUCGAUCUGUCCUUUAUUAAAUCAAAACAGAAAACUUCACAUACCGUCUCUCGCUAAAACAUCAACUAUAAACUUUUAAGUUCUGAGUUGUCUCCGAUUGUUUUUUUUUUUCAAAUCCGCUCACGUCCUCCACCCCAAAUUGCAGACUGUACAGGGACUCAUGCAUGAAGUACAAGUACACUUCACAAAUAGCGGGUGGUGUUCCACUUACGAUUCUCUCUUAAACAAGGUAAAAUAAGUAUUUUUCAUCAGUUCAUCUCCUCUAACUGACUAUCUUCAUCCUCUCUCUCUUCAUCGUCCUCUGCCACCGGUCCUUUUACAUAAAAAAAACAUUGUGUCCAGUAAACCUCAUUGUUGUCCUAUCCAAAAGAUAAACUAAGAGGGGCAAUGUUCUUUACGCCACAAGAUCACCAUCGCUAUGUCCUUUCUGUCAACUUACUUUCUCCGCUCUUUCUCUCCCAGCGACCAUUUUUAUCAUGGUGCACUUAGUUUCUGCUCUGGUCAGCACUUGAAAAAUUAAAAAAGUGACUCGCUAACGAGAUGGAGGUUCAUAAAUAUAAAUAUUUUUCAUCUUGGUCUUCUAUUCCUGCAGUUUUAUUGUCUUCUAUGUAAAUUAUAUUUAGAAACCUUCCAUAGAAAAUAUAAGAAUCUUCUAGUUAAUAUAGCAACUGGUGCACAUCUUAAAUUCUCACUAACGCACAUAAUGUCUUCACACGUGUAUUGCAGUGCACACAGUUAAUUAUGCCAUGCGAUGUGUGUAUAGGUAAACAGUACAUCGUCGUCCGUUUGCCAGUGUGGUGUGCCGGUCCGCAUUGAUUUAUUCUCCCCUGCUUUGUUAUCAGUGACGGUGGAUUCACAGUCCGUGUAAGCAGCGAAAAGACAUGCACCAUAACAAAUGAUGUGGUGAAGAGGAGACUGACAAGUACAUAAAGCAGACACAUUUCAUCCGAGGGGAGGGAGGGGGAGUCAUAUGCGCAAAAUAUUAUGAUUACUUACGAGUAAUCUCCCUGCACACACACACACACACACACACACACACACACACACACACACACACACACACACACACACACACAGACACACACACAUAGACACGGUCAUGCCCCAAAGUACGUAGGGACCGAACAAGACUAGAACCAGAAGGUCGAUCUGCUUCCGUUUCCAACAAAACGCUAGUCUCUACACUUAAAGAAUAACUAUAACGAUCUUUCUUCCUUUGGGUCGUAACAAAAGUGGCAUAUCCAGUUUAAAUUUAGAUGUGGUUGCAUGGUGUUGUUCAUGAUCCAGUAUUUCUCACUAUGCAAUAAAGUUAACAUGUACUAAA
Scylla paramamosain (green mud crab) is the source of this 2900-nucleotide messenger RNA. Its product is annotated as carbohydrate sulfotransferase 11-like. Gene Ontology annotation, molecular function: sulfotransferase activity. Gene Ontology annotation, biological process: carbohydrate biosynthetic process. The record is from RefSeq and is a predicted model, not a curated record. Gene Ontology annotation, cellular component: membrane. NCBI's taxonomy places the organism in Eukaryota, Metazoa, Arthropoda, Malacostraca, Decapoda, Portunidae. The transcript has 3 exons. Bases 142 to 1524 code for a protein of 460 amino acids.